Molecule: messenger RNA, 1139 nt
Organism: Candoia aspera
Lineage: Eukaryota; Metazoa; Chordata; Lepidosauria; Squamata; Candoiidae
Gene: C3H8orf82
Product: chromosome 3 C8orf82 homolog
Exons: 3
Coding region: 219-893 (224 amino acids)
Source: RefSeq, a predicted model, not a curated record
AAAUGCUAGAAAUUCGUGGAAGGUGGGCCUUCAGACGAAUCAGCUGUCAAAGGGCACAGAGGGAUAAAGCUCAUUUACUACCAUUAAAAAACACUGUACUGUAAGUCAGGAGAGGAAACAGGGAAAAACCCCACCAACACUGGCAGGACAAGCUGCUGUAUAUAAACAGGGAGCAAACCCCACCCUCACCAGCACUGAAGAUGUGACCUAGUCGGGCAAUGAAUCGUCUGCAAGCAAACCGCCAAGCUCAGAGAGCACCAAGGGCUCCACAGGACACAAACAGCCCAGAGCUGCUCCUGUCUAACAACCAACACCCAAAGAAGCAGGAAACAGCACCAGAUGAACAAUCAGGGAAGAAGCAAUACCCUAAUGAAGGAACCACGAGGAGGAAGGGACAUCCCCACCAAGGCUGGCAGCUUUUCCUGGACGAUGCCAAAGUCAAGAACUUCAUCACAUGUUUCAAAGACAAGCAGUUCCUGGUCUUCUUCUUCCAGCAGCUCAAGCUGAACCGGAGCGGGCGCUAUGAGGACUCCUUCCCUUACCUGUCGCCCUGCGGCCGGGAGCACAACUACGUCCGCUGCGACGACCGGCCCGUUGUCUUCACCCACCUCUUGGAAGGGCCGCCGGGCCAGCAGCUGCUGUCUUUCUGCGGGGGCGCGGACAGGCUGGCCCUGCCCUUCCAGCCCGAGAAGCUGGUCAUGCUGCCCGAGAACGGGCGCGUCUAUCACCCAGGGCCAGAGAAGGCCGGUGGGGUGGGCCUGGUGAAGUCGGCCUUGGCCUUUGAGCUGAGCCCUUGCUUUGAGUACCAAGAGGGCCCUGGUCAGCCGCCCACCCAUUUCCGCUGGCAGGAGGUGAGGCACGCCCUCACCAAUGAGCUCCUGCGGUUGAUCUGAGGCCACGCAAAGGAGCGGGUCCAAGCCAAUGCUGGAGGUCUUCCUGCAGCCCACUUGGGAAUCCUUGCCUUGGCAGCAACUAAGCCACAAAGGGGCACCUCCUGCCCUGGCACCUCCUUCCUGCCAUUCCAGGUGCCUUGUUUAUCCAAGCAGUCCAUCCCAAGAAGACGGCUGAAAGCUGCUGUCCAAAACCCCGUUAUGGGAAGGAUCUUGGACACAGUCUCUUGGAAUAAAAUCAUUUUACGA